AUGGCUACCAACAAUUUUGCAACCAUGUUGCAUAGAAAUACCAAUAAAAUCACUCUGGUUCUUGUCUAUGCGAUCCUUGAAUGGAUUCUGAUCAUCCUCCUCCUCCUAAAUUCCAUCUUUUCUUAUCUGAUCAUGAAGUUUGUGGAUUACUUUGGUCUUGAAAGGCCCUGCAUAUGGUGCACUAGGAUUGAUCACAUCAUAGAGCCUGAAAAUAACAACUGUUCUUGCAGGGAUCUUGUGUGUGAAGCUCACGCUUUUGAGAUUUCCAAACUGGGUUUCUGCUUGAAUCAUCGAAAACUAGCUGAAUCAGAAAGUAUGUGUGAGAAUUGCUCAUCUUCGUGUCACCCAAAUUUUGUGAACUUGUCUCAGAGUUUUGGCAACUUUCCGUGGAUCCAGCUAAAGGGUAUGAUUCAUGAUGCUGAUGAUAACAGCAAGGUACUUGAGGAUGGGAUGCAGCCUUUCAGGUGUUCUUGCUGUAGUGACACUUUAGUUAGCAAGUUCUACCUGAUAAGAGAUAAGUCUUCUUCGAGGGUUUUGGAUUGUACCCAGAAAAAGAAUUUGAUCACUGAAAGUGAGGUUGAGGCAGAGGUUGAUGGAGGCCAUCAUCACUCAGAUCAUGGCAGAGAUGAUUUUGUGGUGUUUGAUCCUCUUGAAGAAGAACAGAACACUGUAGAGAAAAGAGGAAGCGACACUGUUUAUUAUGUUGAUGAGGGUUCAGGUAGACGAGGAAAGGAGGAAGAUGAUAUAAGUGUUUGUUUUGGGCGGGAUGGUAGCAAAGAAACUUUGUUUGGUGAAAACGACAAGGUGGAUUUGGGCAUAGGGAAAGGGCAAGAAGAACCAAAUAUAGAGGAAACUUUAAAUGUCCCAGAGGAUGAUCAACCUUGUGAGGAGACCACCCAUCAAAUUUCUUGCUCUAAUGAGAAUACGGAACCGAUUCCACCCGAACAUUUGGAAUUUGUCAUUCAUGGUAAUGAUUGCCUUUUGAUUCCUGUUGAAUUUGGUGACUGCUUUGCCACGGAAAUCCAAAAUCAACUUAGGUAUAAGGUGGAGGAUGACGAGCUUAUUGGCGAUGAAGAUGCCAAUGGAGUUGAGUCAAUUCCAUUGAGGAUUAGAGGGAAAAGACUAGAAUCAAUAGUAGAAGAAGAAAAUUUGGAGCAAAACUGUCUAGAGGUGAAAUUAGCUCGGACAACUGAAGACUCAAGUAUCAGUGGUAAUGUCGAUGCAAACACGAAAAGAAGAUAUGGGGAGUUAUGUUCAGUUGUACCUCAAGUGUUUGAAGAUUCAACACAAAUGCGCGAUGAUGAAUUAGGAGAAGAAGUCUCAACUGAAAAUCAAGAUUUUCUUGUGGAUUCAAAUCAAGAAGUACAAGAAAUCCCACCUUGUAGCACUACUACUACUUUUACUGUCCAAGAAGAUAUUGAUGAAGAGGAAACUGUUACUGAUACACCCACUUCUGCAGAGAAUCAACAUCAGUCAGACAAGAAGCUACUACUUCUUGGAAGAAAAGAAUCAGAAACAGAAGAAUCAUUGGAAGAAGGAACCAUAUGUGAUAUAGAAUGUGGUGAGUUGACAAUUGAGAAGUUGAAAUCAGCACUGAAAGCUGAAAGGAAGGCUUUAAAUAGUCUAUAUGAUGAACUUGAAGAAGAGAGGAGUGCAUCUGCGAUUGCGGCAAAUCAAACAAUGGCAAUGAUAAAUAGGCUUCAGGAAGAGAAAGCGGCAAUGCGGAUGGAAGCUUUGCAGUAUGAGAGGAUGAUGGAAGAACAAUCUGAGUAUGACCAAGAAGCUUUGCAACUUUUGAACGAACUCAUGAUAAAGAGGGAGAAAGAGAAUCAUGAGCUAGAAAAGGAGCUUGAAAUAUAUCAAAAAAAGGUUCAUGAAUAUGAGGUUAGGGAAAAGAUGAUGAUGUCAAGAAGAGAAACUAAUAUAAGAAGCAGAAUUUCUCCUCCCUCUUGUAGCAAUGCUAGAGAUAGUGAUGAACUACCUAUUGAUUUGAGUCGACACACAAGCGAAGAAAAUGGUAUUUAUGGCCGUCAAGAAUUCAGAACCCAGAACACUUCCGAAGAUGUUAUAUAUUUGGAGGACUCAGUGGCAAAUUUGGACGAAGAGAGGUUAUUCAUUCUAGAACAAGUGAAGAUGCUGGAAGAAAAGCUUGUUAUAUUGAAUUAUGAAGAAGAGUAUUUUGAUGGAAUUAAAUCAGCAGCACAUCUUUGUGAAGAGAAUGGAAAUAGAUACCAAGACAGUAUUGAUUGCAUAGGUCAUGUAAAUGGAUUAGCAAAUGGUAAGCAUCAUGAUGGAACGGAAACAAUGUGUACAAUAGCCAAGAGGGUUCUCCCACUCUUUGAUGAAACUGGCACAGAAGCAGAAAACGGGGUCAUGAGUAAUGGUUUAGAUUUUACUUCCUUGCAAAAUAGUUCAGAUGAAAAGCUCCAAUUAGAGAAGAAAAAGCUUGAUGUAGAAGUAAAGGUGGAUCAUGUUUAUGAGAGACUCCAAGCUCUAGAGGCAGAUAAAGAAUUUUUAAAGCACUGUAUCAUCUCCUUAGGGAAAGGGGACGAGGGGUUAGAUAUUAUCCAAGAAAUUUUGCAGCAACUUCGUGAUCUUAGGAAUGUGGAACUCAGAAUCAUGAACAUGGGAGAUUUUGCUGUGCAACAACUCUACUCAGUUAUUUCAAAAAGAUAA
Sphenostylis stenocarpa is the source of this 2676-nucleotide messenger RNA. The record is from the annotation of a GenBank genome assembly. Lineage: Eukaryota; Viridiplantae; Streptophyta; Magnoliopsida; Fabales; Fabaceae.